Molecule: messenger RNA, 834 nt
Organism: Chanos chanos (milkfish)
Lineage: Eukaryota; Metazoa; Chordata; Actinopteri; Gonorynchiformes; Chanidae
Product: macrophage mannose receptor 1-like
Exons: 3
Coding region: 1-834 (277 amino acids)
Source: RefSeq, a predicted model, not a curated record
AUGGUUUACCAACAGGAGGCGCUAGGAGGAAGGAGUGAGGGCAUCGGCUGCGGAGGGUGGCUAAGGGACUUACCAAAGGGGCCGUUACCUACCACCACGGAGGAAAACGUCAGCAGUGGGAGGUACAUAGUGAUUACUGAGACCAAAACCUGGAGAGAAGCUCAGAGCUACUGCAGAGAACAUCAUACAGACCUGGUCAGUGUGAGGAACCAGACUGAGAAUAACAUGAUAAGGAGUUUGAUAAAGGACAGUGUCUCUGCCUGGAUUGGCAUGUUCAUGGACUCAUGGAAAUGGUCAGAUCAGAGUAAAUCCUCAUUCAGAAACUGGGCACCUGGACAACCUGAUAAUAAUGUGGGUAUUGAGAACUGUGCUGUCAUGCUGGUAACCGGCGAUGAACUGGGACAAUGGCAUGACCUUCCAUGUGGCACUAAAAAACCAUUUGUUUGCGAUGAAGACAAGCUGAUCCUGAUCAAUGAAACUCUGACCUGGAGAGAAGCUCGUAAUUACCGCAAAGUGAAUCAUGUGGACCUGGUCUCAGUUCACUCAGAGAAGAUUCAGAAGUGGGUGAUGAAGAGGGUUGAAAAGGCCUCCACUGCUCAUGUGUGGCUGGGCUUACGUCAUUCCUGCACCCUGCGCCUCUGGUUUUGGGUGAGUGGAGAGGAUGUCUGCUACCACAACUGGGCUCUAGGCAGUGGAAUCGGAGCAGAGGACUGUGAGAAGGUGCUAAGAACAGGAGCAGUGGAGUCUGGAGGAGUCAAACAGUGGGUCAGCCUGCCUGAGACCGAGAGACUCAACUUCAUCUGUAGCAACUACGAAAGUACGAGUAUCAGAUAA